Molecule: messenger RNA, 2658 nt
Organism: Schistosoma rodhaini
Lineage: Eukaryota; Metazoa; Platyhelminthes; Trematoda; Strigeidida; Schistosomatidae
Source: the annotation of a GenBank genome assembly
CAAGUUGUCCAGUGAAUUUAUCAGGUUGUGUGUAUUUCGAUUGGCGGUAAUUAUAUCCUCCGCCUGUGUUUCAUAUGUCUCAGUACUUCCAAGAUAAGCUGUCUUUUCUACUCAUGAGCACUUUAUUGGAAUAGGCAUAUAAACAACCGCGAAUGAUAAUAAGGAGAUAUUAUGUUUCAGUCCAUCCAUACCACAGGUCUGUGAAAUGAAGUUAUCUGACCUCAUUAGAAUGAUCCUGCUCACAUCUUCUAAGAACACCCUCGCUCUAUAGAAACAGUGAGUAGAUAUUCUAGAUAAAGGCUGUUAAUUCAUGGUCACAGAGAAGUGUGGUCAGUCGUUUUAGCGGCUAAAUGUUAACAAUGUCUAACUUAGAUAUUAGUGAGCUUGGUAUAUCGAAGAACUUACUCCAAAUGAAUUUUAUGCGACGAACCCUCGUCGCCAAGGAGAAAGCUACUAAUCAAGGUGUCCCAGACAUCCUUCCUAAUUCACAAGAGUAUGGAUUCAAACUUCCUUCUUCUGUAGAAAAACGUAUCAACAAAAGAGCAACCAUCCUUAAGUCGAAAUAUCGUUAUCAGUUUGUUAAAAGUAUUUUUAAACUCUACAAUGUAUCACCUGGGUUUCGAGAAAGUUUCAGUGGCUUUAAUUCUCCUACUAACGCCGACGCCAUUCCUAAAUCUGAGGUUAACAACUCACCCGAUUCUCGUUUGCCCAAUCGGGACAACUCUGUUUGUGAAUAUUCGCAAUCAUUUGAUGGCCGAGCAUCAAAAACAAGUAUCCGUUUCAGAAAAUUUGAAGGUAAUUCUUGUAAAUGGUUCGUCUCAACAUGCUAUACACUGAUUUACCAAACAUUUAGGCCAAAGUUAUAUGAAUGGUCCAAUGUUUUCAUUUUAUUUCUGUCUAUUUUUUUGGAAGUGGAACUCUUCAUUUUAUUCCAUAUGAUGAAAUAUAUUUUUUAUCAUAUUAGCAUCCGUUAACAUACCACAACCACAGUCUAAGUGAUCAUACAAUUCAAUAGCUAAAAAAGUUAGCGGCUGUUUAUGAAUAAUGACCUAACUGCAAAACAAUAACGGGUUAUAUCAGUAUAACAAUUUUGGAUGUAAUGAAAAUUAACCAUGAUUCUGAAACUUUCGAAAGUAACUUUCUUCAUACAUUCAAACUAGAAAGUGUGGAAUAGUUUGAGAGUUCUUCGUGGCACCACAUCCCCAAUAACAUAAGUUCAAAUAUCAACCUCCAAGUUAUGUGACGAUCGAACUGUUGUCGAUUUCAUGGGUUAGAGUAGUCCAUUUAUUCGUUCAACAAAUUCGACGGAGCUGCUUAAAUGAGCUCUUUCUUGUCUAUUUACACUAAGAGUAUCAUCACUAGCUCUUAUACAUAAGUACGAUUGGCUCAUUAAUCUUUGCCUGAUCACUGAUUUACAUGACAUUUUAUGACACAGUUGAACGUGCUUGUCAAAGGCUUCAAACAUGUGUGUAUUUAAAGUCGCUAUGGUAAAAAAGGUGGUCUAUCCCCGAUUUUAGCUCUUACUAGGGCUAUUUGAAGAAUAUCAUGGGGUACUAUUGUUUAAUAAAUUCAAGAUUUUUGGGCUUGUUAUCGAGUUUUUACAACUAACAGUAUUUAUAAGUCGAAAAUAUCUUCAAUUUAUUAAAUUCCUGUAUCAUUAAUGAUCUUUAUGUUUUCUUUUUAUCUCAGAACGCAAACCAUCGAAGUUUAAAAACCCAAAACAUCGAAGAGGAAAAAAGAAAAAGCUGUAAUUGAAAAUUAUUUACCUUAUGUACGAAAGUAUUCAAAUAGUUUUGUGUUUUGUUCUAAUAUCCUUUUUUUUAAUUAGUCGGUCACUCAGUUGCAACGUAGAAUCCGGUACUUAUGCACAUCGGUUCAGGUUGCCAUACUCUGUUAGCAUGAAGAGAUGAAGUUGUUAGGCGUAAUAUCUCAGUGUACUAGAAGUAGUAACAGUAUGAGUGGUGAUAGAAAAGAUUAGGCAUCAAAGAUACAAUUCAAUAAGAUAUACAUAGGUGAAAUAAACACAAAAAAAUUAUGAAGGGUUCAAAAGCUUAGAAUUUGGGGUAAGACAAAGAAUGGAUACACCUUCGCCUUGUUAAAUGAUCUUGACCCAUUCCGUCCAAAGUCCCCAAUCACUCAGCCGCAACGUAGGACCGGGCACAUGUAUGCAUCGGUCCAAGUUGCCACACCUCAUAAGCAUAACAAGAUGAACAGCGGAUUCAUAGACGUAGUUACUUCAACAGUAGUAAUAUAUAAAAGAAAGAAUGUGUAUAGGGAUAUAGUACCGGAAGAAAGAGUUAUUUCGUAGAAAUAAAGGUAUAAAACAAUUUUAAUUCCACGGUUGAACGGCAGACUAAGAGUGUAUACGCCUACGCUAUUGUGAUCGUUUCUAAGUCGUGUCACCCAGAUUCUCCAACCAUUGGUAACAAUAUUCAUGCGGAUCUAAACCAGGUAGUCUGCACUUAUUAACGUGACGCAAUCCAAUUGUCAGUGACCUCAUGGACUGAUGCCAUGUUCUGGUUUGGCUGUCCUUAGCUUUCUUCCAGCCUACUUUAUUUGUAAUGACGAAGACAUUUUGUAGAUAGUCACAAUACACCAUUCUCCUUAAUCACAUACCGGGACGUACGAAUAGGUCUCACUAAAUAUUUACAUACUAAG